UAUGAUGCUUCUAAUCACGACUUGCACUUAAUCAGUUCCGGUGCUGUCCGAUGUCUCCUCAGGCCCAGCUACAUGCUUGCAAUGGCUGGUGUGAGCUGAAAAUGUGUUGCUGGUCAAAGCACAGCAGGAAUGUAUUUUGUGGAAAACUCCAGUGUGCAGCUGGGAGUACACAGCCAAUCGAAAAUAGAGAGGUGGCGUCCAUGACCACUUCUGUGGUUGUUUACGGUGUGAAGUAUAACUGCAGAGGGAUAGUUUCUGAUGAAGGUACUGCCGGCACACAAGUUCAACAUGGAACGAAGUGUGGCAACAACAAGGUUUGCAACAACAAAGGUACCUGUCACUGUGAUGUUGGCUGGGCUCCUCCAUUUUGUAAAACCAAGACUAGCAGCUUUGACAGUGGACACAUGAUCAGAACAGACACAGGAAGUAUACCUAAGCCAGCUGUCCUGAGUGUUACGAUCAUGGCACCAGCUUUAAUAGUCCCAGUAUUAGCCUAUUUCCUCGUGAAGGUAUUUAUGAAGAAAGCCAAGAUUGCAAGUGCAAGAUCUCUAGCAAGUUAAAGAAAUGGUGGCUGUCCAAGAUUGAGACACCGACUCGCCAUGAAAAAUUGUGAGCUGCACCCAUUGUGCUCAAGCCUCUGUGUCGCAAUUCAGUGCACAAAAUAAGAUUCAUUCUGAAUGACUGUAAUUUCCCAA
Messenger RNA from Hemiscyllium ocellatum (epaulette shark), 695 nucleotides. RefSeq names its product disintegrin and metalloproteinase domain-containing protein 19-like. NCBI's taxonomy places the organism in Eukaryota, Metazoa, Chordata, Chondrichthyes, Orectolobiformes, Hemiscylliidae. The coding region runs from base 51 to 560 and encodes 169 amino acids. The record is from RefSeq and is a predicted model, not a curated record. The transcript is spliced from 5 exons.